ACAAAAUGCCGUCCCUCCCCGAAGAGCCUCUCCUCGCUCCCAACCCCGACCGCUUCUGCAUGUUCCCGAUCCACUACCCUCAGGUCUGGGAGAUGUACAAGAAGGCGGAGGCCUCCUUCUGGACCGCCGAGGAGGUCGAUCUCUCGCAGGACCAGCGCCACUGGGAAUCCCUCACCGCCGACGAGAAGCACUUCAUCAAGCACGUCCUCGCCUUCUUCGCCGCCUCCGACGGCAUCGUUUUGGAGAAUCUCGCCGGCCGCUUCAUGAAGGACGUCCAGAUCUCCGAGGCGCGCGCCUUCUACGGCUUCCAGAUCGCAAUCGAGAACAUCCACUCCGAGAUGUACAGUCUCCUCCUCGAGACCUACAUCAAGGACUCCGAGGAGAAGAGCCGUCUGUUCCGCGCAAUCGAGACCGUCCCCUGCGUCGAGCGCAAGGCUAGCUGGGCGCUCAGCUGGAUCGACGGAUCCGAGACGUUUGCGGAGAGACUGGUCGCGUUCGCUUGCGUCGAGGGGAUUUUCUUCUCCGGCAGCUUCUGCGCUAUUUUCUGGCUGAAAAAGCGCGGGCUCAUGCCUGGAUUGACCUUCUCGAAUGAGCUAAUCUCCAGAGACGAAGGUCUGCACUGCGAUUUUGCUUGUUUGCUGUAUAGUCUGUUGAAGAUGAAGCUGAGCGAGGAGAAAGUGAAGGGGAUUGUGGCGGAUGCUGUCGAGAUUGAGAGGGAAUUCGUGUGUGAUGCUCUGCCCUGUGCGUUGGUGGGGAUGAAUGGGGAUUUGAUGAGUCAGUACAUUCAAUUUGUGGCGGAUAGGUUGCUGGAUGCUUUGGGGUAUGGGAAGAUGUAUAAUGUGCAGAAUCCUUUUGAUUGGAUGGAGCUGAUCAGUUUGCAGGGGAAGACAAACUUCUUUGAGAAGAGGGUUGGGGAGUAUCAGAAGGCUUCAGUGAUGUCGAGCCUGAACGGCAAUGGCGGUGACUCUCAUGUGUUCAAGCUGGAUGAGGAUUUCUGA
This is a messenger RNA of Salvia hispanica, 998 nucleotides long. Its product is annotated as ribonucleoside-diphosphate reductase small chain. Lineage: Eukaryota; Viridiplantae; Streptophyta; Magnoliopsida; Lamiales; Lamiaceae. Gene Ontology annotation, molecular function: oxidoreductase activity. The record is from RefSeq and is a predicted model, not a curated record. Gene Ontology annotation, biological process: deoxyribonucleotide biosynthetic process.